UUUUCGGAGUACUGGAACAUGUAUUCCUGGAGAAGUUAUGGACUGACGUCUUUGAUGCUUUUUUUAAGCACAACAACAGGGUGGCAUGAUUUAGACAACAGCGAGUACGACUGCUGGCCGUUAGAAAAACCUGACGAGCAGAAUAUGAUAGAGUGUGGAGGUCUGGAGAUGGCCUGGGUGCACAGGCCUCCAGAGAAGGUCAUCAGCGGGGAGGAGUUCAGUGUCACCUACUCUGUCACUGCCUCAGACGACUUCUACCAGUGGGCUGUGGACAACACCAUCUUCACUCACAGCUCUGUGAGUGAUGCGGCAGCGGCCAAACGCUUCUGCGAAGAGCACGAGUGUCCCCAGAACUGGAAGGACGCGGAUGGAGAGAACUGCUGCAUUCACCACGCCAACAUCCACUCCUGCCCCAUGGGCUACAUGGUGAAAGAGAGGAUCUGUGGGCCCUGGAUCCCUGACGACGGCAGGAUUUUCACUCACACCAUCUCCACCGCAGGCAAAAUGACUCAGACCAACUGGACUGCCAAGGUGGUGCUUUUCCACGUGGGUGUCACUUCACUCAUUGCUCACAUCCGAGUUGGGAAAAUGCAAGUUGCAUUGGAGGCAAAGAGCACUGUCCUGCCGGCCAUAGUGUGUGGAGAUGGGCUGUGUGAUGAGGAUGAAAUGUGCUCCACCUGUCCUGCUGACUGUGGCGAGUGUCCCAUGACUGCUAGUAUCAAAGUGGCCAUCAGUCUUCCUAUUUCUAUAGUCUUCGUCAGCUUCAUAAUCAUAACAGUGUGGUUUCGGUAUCAGAAGCAAAAAUUCUUUUGGGAUGAAAGCUGGAUCAUCGACUUUAGUCAGAUAAAGCAAGAUCAGAUGGCGCGAACCACCAUGGGCAGCAUCAUGAGUGUCCCCAACGGCAACAGUGACUCCAACGCUAGCUGCGUGACAGCGCUUAGCUCCUGCACUGGUGCUGUCAACACCUCCCGUAGGCAGCUCUUCACCCACACCGGCAUCUACGAUGGGCGCACGGUUGCCAUUAAGAAAAUUAAGACGAAGACUUUUUCCCUCACAAAAACAAUCCGGAGGGAAGUAAAGCAAGUGAGAGAGCUGGACCAUCCCAACCUGUGUAAGUUUUUCGGUGGGUGCGUGGAAGUGCCGAACGUGGCCAUCAUCACUGAGUACUGUCCCAAGGGCAGCCUGAAUGAUGUCCUUCUCAAUGAGGAGAUUCCGCUCAACUGGGGCUUCAGGUUCUCCUUUGCCACUGACAUUGCCAGAGGGAUGUCAUAUCUUCACCAGCACAGGAUUUGCCACGGGAGGCUAAAAUCGGUCAACUGUGUCAUUGACGAUCGCUGGGUAUGCAAGAUCACAGAUUACUGCCUGCCAACAUACAGGAAGGAAGACUCACCUGAGAUCCCCAGCACCUACCAGCAGAGGCUUAAAGAGGUGUACACACCUCCCGAGGCCCAGGGCUCUGACAUGGAGCCCACACUGCCAGGGGACGUGUUCAGUUACUCAAUUAUAUUACUGGAAAUAGCCACUAGAAGCGACCCCGUCCCAGUAGAAGACAGCUCCUUGGAAUGUGCCUGGUGCCCCCCUCUCCCAGAGCUGAUCUCUGGGAAGGCGGAAAACACGUGCCCCUGCCCCUCUGAGUAUGUGGAGCUCAUCAGAAGAUGCAGGUCCCACAACCCCACCCACCGGCCCACCUUUGAACAGAUCAGGAAGUUUGUUCACAGAAUCAACCCUCACAAAGUCAGCCCGGUGGAUAUGAUGAUGAAUCUGAUGGAGAAGUACAGCAAGCACUUGGAGGUUCUGGUUGCAGAGAGGACACAGGACCUGAUGCACGAGAAGCAGAAGACUGACCGGCUCUUAUACAGUAUGCUGCCCAAGCAAGUUGCUGAUGACCUCAGACAAGGAAAGCCCUCACAAGCCCAAAGCUAUGUGAGUGCCACAGUAUUUUUCAGUGAUAUUGUGGGUUUCACUCAGCUGUCAAGCACCAGCACACCGUAUCAAGUUGUGGAUUUCUUAAACAAACUAUAUACAACUUUUGAUGAAAUCAUUGACAAUUAUGAUGUUUACAAAGUAGAGACUAUUGGAGAUGCAUACAUGGUUGUCUCAGGUGUUCCGAAGGAAAAUGGUAUUUUGCAUGCCUCUGAAAUAGCCAGCAUGGCCUUGGACCUGGUUGCUGUCUGUAAGACCUUUAGAAUCCCCCACAAGCCCAGUACUUUGCUUCAGAUCAGAGCAGGCAUCCAUUCAGGUCCUGUUGUUGCAGGUGUGGUUGGUACUAAAAUGCCCAGGUACUGUUUGUUUGGUGACACAGUGAACACCGCUUCAAGGAUGGAAUCUACCAGUGAAGCUCUGAAGAUUCAGUGCAGCUCAAGUGCUUACUAUCUUCUGGAGGAGAUUGGUGGCUAUGUGUUAAACUGUCGGGGCAUGCUGCAAGUUAAGGGCAAAGGCGACAUGGUCACCUACUGGUUAGAAGGAAAGCAGGCCGUGCCAGUUGUUAAGGACCAUGGUAAGAAACCUCCACCCAUGCCGGAAAAUGAGAAGGACCACUACACCUCCAUCCCAGGGUUUCUGAAUACUGAUCAACUCAUAGAUCCAGUGUGA
Megalops cyprinoides (Indo-Pacific tarpon) is the source of this 2592-nucleotide messenger RNA. RefSeq names its product atrial natriuretic peptide receptor 1-like. Lineage: Eukaryota; Metazoa; Chordata; Actinopteri; Elopiformes; Megalopidae. Gene Ontology annotation, molecular function: ATP binding; protein kinase activity; guanylate cyclase activity. The record is from RefSeq and is a predicted model, not a curated record. Gene Ontology annotation, biological process: protein phosphorylation; intracellular signal transduction; cGMP biosynthetic process. The coding region runs from base 19 to 2592 and encodes 857 amino acids. The transcript is spliced from 23 exons.